CCUACGCUCUCCCAAACAACAGUAACACAAGUAAAUUGUUCAAUAACCCAUGGUACCCCUCGAAGAGUUCAAGAUACUCGUUUAACUACUCGGUAUAGGACUGAUGAAGCUUUUAGUUUAAGAAUUCGCCAAAUAUCCACACUUGCCUUUCUUCCCCCAAAUGAAAUACCUGAUACUUUUAAUAAGCUAAAAGGCCAUAUUCCAGAAGAAGCAGAUUCAAUUAGACCCAUUAUUUUGCCUGCUUUCUGGUCAGUCCAUGAAAAUAAUGAAUAUAAUUUUCUUAGAACCAAUAAUUCUGUUAAGGCAUGGCACAGAAUGUGGAAAACUCUAAUUGGCUCAAGUAACUUGAAUAUCUUUAAAUUUAUAAAAGAGAUUCAAAAAGAACAAAAUCGAGUUCAAUUUGAUAUUAUAGCUAUUUUGCGCGAGACACCAAGACCUUUUCAAGGAAGACUAAAUACUGCAUCUGCUGAUUCAAAGUUUAUUCAAGAAAGGCAAG
Messenger RNA from Dentiscutata heterogama, 496 nucleotides. Lineage: Eukaryota; Fungi; Glomeromycota; Glomeromycetes; Diversisporales; Gigasporaceae. The record is from the annotation of a GenBank genome assembly.